GUACCGUGGAUUGUCAGGCAGGGGUGCAGUCCGUCCGUCGUGAGCGUGUAGAGGUAGAGAUGACCUGCAAAUGGUCAAAUCAAUCAGGCCACCCACCCAAGGCGCAACGGGCCAACGGCUACAACUCCCCUACAAGUGUCCGGCGCCCCUUGGUCUGUCUCUGUCCACCACCACCACUAGUCCACGACGGCCGCCAGCCAUUUCGCCGCGGCUUCCACUUCGUGUUCGUUCCCCCAAUUGCGUCUCCUCCUUCCAACUCCACGCGCUUCAAUCCCACAACCGCGUCGCCGUCCCGAUCCCCUCCCCUCCCCUCCCUUUCUCUUCCAUAUAAAAAACCCUCACCAGGUGCAUCAAUUGAAACCCAAUCCAGCCCCAUCCGUCGAUUGGAACCCAGAUCCGCAGGCCGCAGCACAAGAGGGUGGGAUCGGAUCGGAUCGGAGCAGAGGGGGACCGACCAGAAUCCGCCGGCGACCACCAUGGGCUCCGCGAGCCGUGCCGUCUCGUGCCUGUGCUGCCCCUGCAAGUGCCUGGCGUGCGGGCUCCUGAGCUGCCUGUGCAGCAUCCUCGUCUCGCUCGCCGUCGUCCUCGGCGUCGUCGCCCUCAUCCUCUACUUCAUCUUCAAGCCGCACAUGAUCGCCGCCACCGUGGACUCGGCCUCGCUCUCCCAGUUCGCGCUGUCGGCGUCCUCCACGCUCUCCUACGACCUCAACGUCACCAUGACGGUGCGCAACCCCAACACGCGGGUGGGGCUCUACUACGACGACGUCCAGGCGCUGGCCCUGUUCAGCGACCAGCGCUUCGGCUACGCCCCGCUCGACGCCUUCUACCAGGGCACCCAGGCGUCCACCCAGCUCAGCCCCGGGUUCCGCGGCACGCAGCUCCUCCAGGGCGACGUCACCGCCGCCGAGUUCAGGCAGGAGCAGUCCGCGGGCAACUUCGCCGUCGACGUCGACCUCAACGCCAAGCUCAGGGUGAAGGUCUGGGCGUUCAAGGUCCGCGGGCCCAAGGCUAAGGUCACCUGCAAGCUCUCCGUCCCCGCACCCGGCGCCGCCAACGCCUCGCCCUUCCAGCCCACCGUUUGCAAAGUCUGGUUCUGAUUUUCCAUGUUGUGGGAUUUAGAUUUACCUGGUAGGCAUUCUACUAGUAGUAGUAGAUAAUGUUACCAGCUGAUGCUGAUGUCGAUUAUUGUUUUCUUUCGUUCAUUCGUUGGUCGUCAGUCCCGCUCUGGAUUUUGCUUUAUGUAUAUAUAUACUGCUCUCCUUCAUUCGUACCAGCACUCUGCUCUGCUGUAUACACUUUUGUUUGCUCUCAGUUUUUAUUACUACUGUAGACAAAUUUACUAGUUGUCCCGGCU
Messenger RNA from Zea mays, 1354 nucleotides. RefSeq names its product NDR1/HIN1-like protein 2. Lineage: Eukaryota; Viridiplantae; Streptophyta; Magnoliopsida; Poales; Poaceae. The transcript has a single exon. Bases 60 to 1097 code for a protein of 345 amino acids. The record is from RefSeq and is a predicted model, not a curated record. Gene Ontology annotation, biological process: defense response to other organism. Gene Ontology annotation, cellular component: plasma membrane.